GCAAACAGCCCAGAGGGAGGAGGAUGAAGACGCUCUCUGCCGCUCAAUUCAUGGCGCUGCUCUGCCUGGGUUUCCACCUUCUACAAGGGGUUAUCAGCACAACCGUGAUUCCAUCAUGCAUCCCAGGAGAGUCUGAGAACAACUGCACAGCUCUAGUUCAGACGGAAGACAAUCCCCGUGUGGCACAAGUGUCAAUCACCAAGUGCAGCUCUGACAUGAACGGCCUCUGCCUGCACGGACAGUGCAUCUACCUGGUGGACAUGAGUGAAAACUACUGCAGAUGUGACGUGGGCUAUACUGGUGUCCGGUGUGAACAUUUCUUCCUCACCGUUCACAAACCCUUGAGCAAAGAAUACGUUGCCCUGACAGCGAUUCUCAUUCUCCUGUUCUUUGUCAUCACCGCUGGGUCCAUAUACUAUUUCUGCAGAUGGUACAAACAUCGAAAAAGUAAUAAAUCAAAGAAGGAAUAUGAGAGAGUAACUUCCGGAGACCCCGCGGUGCCACAAGUCUGA
Messenger RNA from Microtus ochrogaster (prairie vole), 512 nucleotides. NCBI's taxonomy places the organism in Eukaryota, Metazoa, Chordata, Mammalia, Rodentia, Cricetidae. The record is from RefSeq and is a predicted model, not a curated record.